AUGGCCAGGUCUCUGACCUGGGGCUGCUGUCCCUGGUGCCUGACGGAGGAGGAGAAGACGGCUGCCAGAAUCGACCAGGAGAUCAACAAGAUCUUGUUGGAACAGAAGAAGCAAGAGCGCGGGGAGCUGAAGCUGCUGCUGCUGGGGCCAGGGGAGAGCGGGAAGAGCACGUUCAUCAAGCAGAUGCGCAUCAUUCACGGCGCAGGCUACUCCGAGGAGGACCGCAGAGCGUUCCGGCCGCUGGUCUACCAGAACAUCUUCAUCUCCAUGCAGGCCAUGAUAGACGCCAUGGACCGGCUGCAGAUCCCCUUCAGCAGGCCCGACAGCAAGCAGCACGCCAGCCUGGUGAUGAGCCAGGACCCCUACAAAGUGAGCGCGCUCGGGAAGCCCUACGCGGCGGCCAUGCAGCAGCUGUGGCGGGACGCGGGCAUCCGCGCGUGCUACGAGCGCAGGCGUGAAUUCCACCUGCUGGACUCCGCCCUGUACUACCUGUCUCACCUGGAGCGCAUCGCCGAGGAGGGCUACGUCCCCACGGCGCAGGACGUGCUGCGCAGCCGCAUGCCCACCACGGGCAUCAACGAGUACUGCUUCUCCGUGCAGAAGACCAAGCUCCGCAUCGUGGAUGUUGGUGGCCAGAAGUCGGAGCGGAAGAAGUGGAUCCACUGCUUUGAGAACGUCAUAGCCCUCAUCUACCUGGCCUCCCUGAGCGAGUAUGACCAGUGCUUGGAGGAGAAUGACCAGGAGAACCGCAUGAAGGAGAGCCUGGCACUGUUCGGCACGAUCCUGGAGCUGCCCUGGUUCAAGAGUACGUCCGUCAUCCUCUUCCUCAACAAGACAGACAUCCUAGAAGAGAAGAUCCACACCUCCCACCUGGCCACGUACUUUCCCAGCUUCCAGGGUCCCCGGCGGGACGCGGAGGCCGCCAAGCGCUUCAUCAUGGACAUGUACGCGCGCGUGUACGCGAGCUGCGCGGAGCCCCACGACGGGGGCAGGAAGGGAUCCCGCGCGCGCCGCCUCUUCGCACACUUCACCUGCGCCACGGACACGCACAGCGUCCGCAGCGUGUUCAAGGACGUGCGGGACUCGGUGCUGGCCCGGUACCUGGACGAGAUCAACCUGCUGUGACGCGGGACGUCCCUGCGGGCGCGGGCGGGGACAGAGCAGCGCGCCCCCUGGCGGCCGCGCCUGGAACCGCAGCGCGGAGACUCCCCGCGGCCGCGCCCCUGCCUCGGCGCCUGCAGAGCGCGGAAGCCAGGCCCAGACGCGCCCAGCUCCUCACCGGGCCGCCAAGGCCCGACCCGUCUGUAAUUUAUUCCCUCGCCCCCUUCUAGUGACUAGAGGAAGGACGCGAGUCGGGCCUCUAGCCCCAGCCCUCGGGAAGCAGAGGCAGGGGGAUCUCUGUGAGUUCCAGGCCAGCCAGGGCUACCCGUGUCAGACACCAGAAACCAAGGCCGGAUGGGACAGUGUGGCGGCUUGCGAGCCCCCAGGGUCGCCGACCACAUCCUCCCCAGCCUCACUCUGGGGUGCGGAAGGGUGGCAGGGGGGGGGAGCGAGGAAGUCCUGCCUGGUGUCUGCCCACUCGGGACUGAGGCGAGCUCCGGCCGAGGACAGACUUUGGACAUAUCCGUAGCUGGGGGGAGCCCUCCGCACCCACGCCCCAGCCCACGACACUACUCCACGCGGUGCGGCGCCGCUGUGUGCUCGCGUCCUCCACAGCCUCCGCAUGGCGGACACCGAGGGGAAGCCCGAGGUGGGGGUGGGGCGGGGGGCAGAGGACCGAGUCCCACAAGACGUCCUCCAGCCCCUCAGCAAUGGUGACACUCCUCCCCGCGCGAAUCAAUAAAGGUCGUUGAAAAACCAAAAAGCAGGAAACUGAGGA
This is a messenger RNA of Meriones unguiculatus (Mongolian gerbil), 1879 nucleotides long. It is a transcript of the gene Gna15, whose product is annotated as G protein subunit alpha 15. Gene Ontology annotation, cellular component: heterotrimeric G-protein complex. The coding region runs from base 1 to 1125 and encodes 374 amino acids. Gene Ontology annotation, molecular function: guanyl nucleotide binding; G protein-coupled receptor binding; G-protein beta/gamma-subunit complex binding. NCBI's taxonomy places the organism in Eukaryota, Metazoa, Chordata, Mammalia, Rodentia, Muridae. The transcript is spliced from 7 exons. The record is from RefSeq and is a predicted model, not a curated record. Gene Ontology annotation, biological process: action potential; adenylate cyclase-modulating G protein-coupled receptor signaling pathway; phospholipase C-activating dopamine receptor signaling pathway.